UGCUGAGAACAUGAAGAUGAAUCGUGUGGUUUUGGUCCUGGGCUUCGUCCUGAUCAUGGGGCUCUACUCAGAUGCUGUUGAAGCUUCUCAAGACCCCAAAGAAUGCUGUUUUGAGUUUUUCACUGGCAAAAUUCCUCCUGAAAAGAUCCUGAAGGUUAAAAAGACAGACCCACGCUGUCCACAGCAAGGCUUCAUUGUUACUACUACUAAGCUCCACAGACUGUGUGUUCAUACAGUUGCCAUCGAAUGA
This is a messenger RNA of Neoarius graeffei (lesser salmon catfish), 250 nucleotides long. Its product is annotated as C-C motif chemokine 14-like. The record is from RefSeq and is a predicted model, not a curated record. Gene Ontology annotation, cellular component: extracellular region. Lineage: Eukaryota; Metazoa; Chordata; Actinopteri; Siluriformes; Ariidae. Gene Ontology annotation, biological process: immune response. The coding region runs from base 11 to 250 and encodes 79 amino acids. Gene Ontology annotation, molecular function: chemokine activity. The transcript has 3 exons.